This is a messenger RNA of Eimeria acervulina, 1385 nucleotides long. RefSeq names its product phenylalanyl-tRNA synthetase beta chain, putative. Gene Ontology annotation, cellular component: phenylalanine-tRNA ligase complex. Gene Ontology annotation, molecular function: phenylalanine-tRNA ligase activity. Gene Ontology annotation, biological process: phenylalanyl-tRNA aminoacylation. The annotation marks the transcript as partial. Lineage: Eukaryota; Apicomplexa; Conoidasida; Eucoccidiorida; Eimeriidae. The transcript is spliced from 10 exons. The record is from RefSeq and is a predicted model, not a curated record.
GCGAGGAUGAGUUGAACACGUUGUGUUUUUCUUUUGGGGUGGAGUUAGACGAAGUGGUGCAGCAAGAAGAAGAGACAGUUUUUAAAAUAGAAGUGCCUGCCAACAGGCGGAGAACCCUGGCUUCUAUAGGAACAUACGAUCUGUCUCUGCUGUCUCCUCCCUUUACUUACGAGCGGCUGCCUCUAAAUGAUAUUUGCUUUCAACCCUUAGGCUGCGGCGACCUUCCGCCUAUGAAGGGCCCUCAAAUCCUAAGCCACUUUGCUGCACACCCUCAGCUUAAGCAAUAUCUGCACAUGCUGGAGGGCGAAUCUGAGCUGUAUGUCCUGAGAGACAGUAAAAAGCAGUAUUUGUCUCUGCCUCCUUUAAUUAACUCAAACUUCUGCAGAUUGACUGAACAGUCUGUGGAUAUCUUCGUUGAUUGCACCUCCGUUGAGGAGAAGAAAGGAGAUAUGGCGUUGAUGAUGGUUGUCUCGAUGUUAGCUGAAUAUUGCGAAGACCCGUUUACUGUAGAGCCCGUGCGAGUGCUUUAUGAAGAAGAAAACAAAGAAAAAGUUACUCCCGUCCUAGAGACGCGUGAGAUGUGCGUGGAUAUGAAGACAGUGCGCCGCAUCUGCGGUUUACCUCAGCUGACUGCAGCAGAUGCAGCAAAGGAGUUGCAUCGUUUAAUGCUAGCAGCAAACCCUAAACCCCCAAAUGAGGCUGACUUCCUUCAGCACCAGUGGGAUAGCCUACCUGUGCUGCUAUCAAAUGCAAAGACAAGAGAGCUGACGGAGACACGAACCCAGUUAAUCUCUGGUCUUCUCAGAUCGCUUGUGACGAAUGCAGGAAGAAGAGAGAUGCCUAUUCGGCUCUUUGAAGUUGGGGAUGUGGUUAUUCGAGACGACAGAACGGAGACAGGCAGCCGCAAUCUCCUUUAUUGCUGCGCAGCGUUUGCUGAUGAGCACGGCAGCGGCUUAGAGGAGGUGCACGGGCUUCUUGAUGCAGCCCUGGAGGCGUUGGGUUUAGUAGCUGAUUAUAUUGUUGCAGAGAGACAGGCAGCAGCAAACGCAGGAAAAGGAGACAGCAAAAGCUCUUUGAUGAAUAUCAGCCGUCUCCCUGUAUACUCGCUUAAACCCACACAACUGCCUACAUUCUUACCGGGGCGUCAGGUGCAGAUUGUCGUACAGCGCAAAUGCAGAGCAGAGGGAGAGAAGGCGAAGGAGACAGAAUUAAAUGCAAAGGAGACAGCUAAGGAGACACAAGAAAAAUUCGUUAUAGGGCAGAUGGGCACCCUUCAUGUUGACUGUCUCCGUGCAUUCGGUCUCUCUGUACCGGUGUCUGUUGUAGAGUUUACCCUCGAGCCCUUCCUCCAGUGGCUACCGGAGACAGACAUUAUUUUUGCUUAG